Messenger RNA from Marmota monax (woodchuck), 3210 nucleotides. RefSeq names its product vasoactive intestinal peptide receptor 2 (gene Vipr2). The coding region runs from base 87 to 1406 and encodes 439 amino acids. The record is from RefSeq and is a predicted model, not a curated record. Gene Ontology annotation, molecular function: G protein-coupled peptide receptor activity; peptide hormone binding; vasoactive intestinal polypeptide receptor activity. The transcript is spliced from 13 exons. NCBI's taxonomy places the organism in Eukaryota, Metazoa, Chordata, Mammalia, Rodentia, Sciuridae. Gene Ontology annotation, biological process: cell surface receptor signaling pathway; adenylate cyclase-modulating G protein-coupled receptor signaling pathway. Gene Ontology annotation, cellular component: plasma membrane.
CGCCGCGCUCGGAGCAGUCUCGGAGCCCGUGUUGGGGCCAGCGCUGCUGCGGGCGCUCGGGACAGAGGCGGCGCCCUGAGCCCAGGAUGAGGGCGCCCGCGCUGCUGACCUGCUGCUGCUGGCUGCUGGUCCCUGUGAACAGCAUUCACCCAGAAUGCCGAUUUCAUCUGGAAAUACAGGAGGAAGAAACAAAAUGUGCAGAGCUUCUCAGGACUCCGACAGACAAGCACACAGCCUGCCCUGGUGUCUGGGACAACAUCACCUGCUGGCGCCCUGCAGAGGUGGGGGAGACGGUCACCGUGCCCUGUCCCCAGGUGUUCAGCCAUUUCUACAACAAACCAGGAAACAUAAGCAAAAACUGCACGAGUGAGGGGUGGUCAGAGGCAUUUCCUGACUUCAUCGAGGCCUGUGGCUACAGUGACCCCGAGGACGAGGGCAAGAUCGCGUUCUACGUGCUGGUGAAGGCCAUCUACACCCUGGGCUACAGCGUCUCUCUGGUCUCUCUUGCCACGGGAAGCAUGAUCCUCUGCCUCUUCAGGAAGCUACACUGCACCAGGAACUACAUCCACCUGAACCUGUUCCUAUCCUUCAUCCUGAGAGCCAUCUCAGUUUUGGUCAAGGAUAAUGUCCUCUACUCCAGCUCGGGCACCCUGCACUGCCCCGACCAGCCAUCCUCAUGGGUCGGCUGCAAGCUCAGCCUGGUCUUCUUCCAGUACUGCAUCAUGGCGAACUUCUACUGGCUCCUGGUGGAGGGGCUCUACCUGCACACCCUGCUAGUGGCCGUCCUCCCGCCCAGCAGGUGCUUCCUGGCCUAUCUCCUGAUCGGAUGGGGCAUCCCCACCAUCUGCAUAGGCGCGUGGACCGCGACCCGGCUCUCUCUAGAAGACACAGGCUGCUGGGACACCAACGAGCACAGCGUUCCCUGGUGGGUGAUCCGGAUGCCCAUCCUGAUCUCCAUCCUGGUCAACUUCAUCCUCUUCAUCAGCAUCCUAAGGAUUCUACUGCAGAAGCUGAUGUCCCCCGAUGUCGGCGGGAACGACCAGCCUCAGUACAAGAGACUGGCCAAGUCCACGCUGCUGCUCAUCCCGCUGUUUGGCGUCCACUACGUGGUGUUUGCCGCUUUCCCCAUCGGCAUCUCUGCCAAGUACCAGAUCCUGUUGGAGCUGUGCGGCGGGUCCUUCCAGGGCCUGGUGGUGGCCGUUCUCUACUGCUUCCUGAACAGUGAGGUGCGGUGUGAGCUGCAGAGGAGGUGGCCAGGCCUAGGCCUGCACCCGCCCCAACCCAGUGGCCGGGACUACCGGCUACACAGCUGGUCCAUCUCCCGGAACGGCUCAGAGAGCGCCCUGCAGACCCACCGGGGUUCCCGCACCCAAUCCUUCCUGCAGACGGAGACCUCCGUCCUCUAGCCGUGCCCCCCACUGCAGAGCAGGCAGAGCUGCAGGCUGCGGUCCCCAUGUGGGUGAGCUGCUUCCUCCCGCCCCACCAGUGAGGCGCCCAUCCAUCCCAGGGUGACCUGAUCCUGCCGUGGGCCUGAUCCUGGGUGGGACGGGCCACGCCGUUGACAGGCAGCUGUGGAGCCCCAGCACUGGGACCACUCUGCUCAGAGCCUGCAGCUACACAGGCAGAUCCAUUUCAGAGGGAGACAAGGGGAGCCCCAGACACAAAGCCUAGGCACAGAGGAGGGGCUUCUCCUUCCCUGCUGCCCCCUGCAUUGGCCAGGCCUGUCCCAGGCGGGGAGCUGCCCUGGACACAGCCACCCUAGCAUCAGCCCCAUCCACAGCCUCCACCCUUUCCUGGCCCCACAGGAUGCUGACCAGCAGCCAGGUCAGAGCUCCUGUGAAAUUCCUCCUUAAACCAGGGCAGACCAGGGGAAAUGAGCCAGCCCUCCCAGCGCUCUUCUGGUCCCCAGGGCUGUCCUCUCUGGCCUCUGGGAGGGCAUUUGCAUUUCAGUGGCCUCCUGGGCAGCUCAAGCACCUCCCACAGGCGGCCAGAGCCCUGCGAUCUGCCCCGGGGGCUGAGGGAUUUACUGGGGGCAACCCUGUUCUCUGCUUAAUGAAAAUGAUCUUAAAAUUACUUCUGUUUAAAUGGAGACUCCUUUAAGGGGAUAUAAAGUGUAUCAAGCACUCCUAGCCAAUGUUUGCGAAGGGUUCUUGCUUUCUGUUCUUUUGACUAUUUGCAGGGUGGAGAGGCAGGGCUGGGGAGUCCCUGACAUGGCCACAGAGCACCCACAUCCUGGGGGUGUGGGAGGAGGACACAGCCAGUCCCCCUGCCGAUCGCUCAUCCCCAACACCCACAGACCAACGGAUGGCCAGCCCAGGGCAGUGCAUGUGCCAGGGCACACUCUAUGCCACUUGCUCCCCCUCAGAGAGGGCAGCACAGUCUUUGCUGUAGCUUCAGGGGUCCUGUAGCUCCAGGCAGGCAGGGAGGCCCACACCAUGACAGCCAUGCCAGGCUGGACCAGGUGGGACAAGGAGGCAGGAGGUGACGCCCACUCCCCAUCCCGCAGAAGACAGAAUGAAGGGCAGCAGAGCGGCCAGAGCCGGCCCAGGCCCCAUCCCAGGCCCCCAUCCUGCACACUCAGUGCUGGCCCCACCCUGUCUACCAGGACCGUCCCUGGACUCCUGUCCAGCCCGCCAUAGGCAAUCCCCCAGUGUGGAGUGGUGGUGCGUGCUCAGAGGACAGAGACCUCCAGCCUCCACAAUCUAGGGGGCAGGAGUGUGGAGAGCCACGGCCUAAGCCAGGGACCUGCACGGGUCAUGGACGGUGGCCGCAGGGCAAGGAGAGGAAGCUGUGCGUGCUGGAGACCAUAGGACCAGUCCCGCCAGCCUGGACCCCCACUUCAGCAGCUCUGAGGACACCAGGCUUUGCUGGGACUGCAGAUGUACUGUCGAUGGCCCAUGUGGACAUCAAACUGUACCCGAACAGACACUGAGGGCCUGGGCAGGCAGGUGUGGGUCACUGGUGAUCACGGGCCAUGCACAGAGCAUUUAGAUGCACACAGGGGUGUGUCCCCUCAGCCAAGCACAUGCCAAAACCAAAAGGGUGAAAUGGCCUCUCUUGGAGGGAGAGGGGAGGCUGCGGACAGUGUCCUGACAGAACCGAAGAAGAACGGGGGCUGACCACAGUGCACGCAUGUGCUUGAGCCACCAUGGACUCCACCCUGUGUGGAAACGAGCUCUGAGAUACUGCAAUAAACCUGUGUCCACACUG